Messenger RNA from Cyprinodon variegatus (sheepshead minnow), 1380 nucleotides. RefSeq names its product myelin proteolipid protein-like (gene plp1a). The transcript is spliced from 7 exons. Lineage: Eukaryota; Metazoa; Chordata; Actinopteri; Cyprinodontiformes; Cyprinodontidae. The coding region runs from base 152 to 889 and encodes 245 amino acids. Gene Ontology annotation, biological process: central nervous system myelination; axon development. The record is from RefSeq and is a predicted model, not a curated record. Gene Ontology annotation, cellular component: plasma membrane; myelin sheath. Gene Ontology annotation, molecular function: structural constituent of myelin sheath.
UGUUUCUUUAAAGUUGCACUUGCACUCAUCGUGGGCCCUGUCCAUUGUUUGGGGGCUGAGGGAUUGAUAUAGAGGGACUGAGGGCGAGAGAGAGACGCGCAUUACCAGCAGAUCUGCGGUGGAGUCAACUCUUCAACUCUUCAUAUCAAACAUGGGUUGCUAUGACUGCUGUAUGCGCUGUUUGGGCGGGGUGCCAUAUUGCUCCCUCAUCGCCACGCUGCUCUGCUUCUCUGGCAUUGCCCUGUUCUGCGGUUGCGGUCACCAGGCCCUUACAGAAACAGAGAGACUCAUCGAGACGUAUUUCGCCCGAAACCUUCAAGAGUACAUCACUCUUGCCUACGUCAUUCAGUAUUUCCAGUAUGUCAUCUAUGGUUUGGCCUCCUUUUUCUUCCUCUACUGUAUCGCGCUACUGGCUGAGGGCUUCUACACCACAAAUGUUGCCAAGCAAACCUUCGGAGAGUUCAGGAGCACAAUGUGUGGCCGCUGCCUCAGCUCCUCGUUUAUAGUGAUGACGUACGUUCUUGCUGUGCUGUGGUUGUUGGUGUUUGCCUUCUCGGCCUUGCCGGUCUACUUCUUCUACAACAUGGAAGCAACUUGCCGCGUUGUAGACAUUCUGACCGAGACGCCAGCAAGUAUCAACCAGCUCUGUGUUGAUGCAAGGCAAUACGGACUCUUGCCAUGGAAUGCAAUACCAGGAAAAGCUUGUGGUAUGACCCUGUCCAAUAUUUGCAGAACCAGAGAGUAUCAGACGACCUAUAACCUGUACAUCGCUGCCUUCGCCGGGGCUGGCGUCACUCUCUUGGCUCUGCUGACCUAUACUGUGUCAAGCACCUAUAACUUUGCCGUUCUGCGGUAUCUUGGGAGAAAGGGCAUAGGUGGAAGGUGUUAGGCACCCGGCUUCCUGUCCACUCAGUCACCACUCUGACAUCUACAAGGGGAUCUGAAGGGAACGGCGACACCUCUAUCCUUUCACUUCACCUGCACAGAACUACCUAUGGUCAUGGACUUUAGAAGAUACUAUUUUAUCCUACUUUUUAUAAGAAUUUGUAUGUUUUCUCUCUGUUUCAAUUGACGCUGUGAUUUAAAGCAGGUCUUAUAUUCUUUGUUGCAUCACUCCGAUGUUUAUCUCUGCCAUCAGUUGCAGACAAAUCAUAACAGAGUACUAAUUUACUAAAACAUAGGCUAAAAAAAUCCUAUAGCAGCAUACAGCUGCUGAGCAGAACAAGGGAUUAAAGGUUAGCAUGGCCACCACGCCUCACAUCUGGUUGCUAUUGGAGUAGACAAACAGUCUAGCGGUCUCGCUCUGACCUCAGGACUUUUCUCACGGGCGGGAGAAAAAAAAGCAACAAUGGAGUCAUGCCAGUUAGAAAAUCGAGCCAA